Molecule: messenger RNA, 1800 nt
Organism: Cercospora beticola
Lineage: Eukaryota; Fungi; Ascomycota; Dothideomycetes; Mycosphaerellales; Mycosphaerellaceae
Source: RefSeq, a predicted model, not a curated record
AUGUCAGCGUUGUUCAGGAACCGAUUCAAGCCCGGUAACGAUGCUGAUCGAGGCGCAUCUACCACGCAAUCCGUAACGGCCAGCGGCAAUGUCCAGGUUUCGGAUGGAGAUCUCAAGUACAUCGGAGAACAGGGCGGUAACAGCUCAGCUGUUGGAUACCAAGAGGCGAGCGGAGCACCCGUAGAAACGCAGUCGCCCUUGGGAUACAAUGUCGGGCCAAUUACUAUUAUCUUUUUGAAUCUGUCGAAGAUGGUCGGAACGGGUAUUUUCUCAACACCUGCCUCGAUUUUGAGCGGCACAGGAUCCGUAGGGCUCAGUCUGAUCAUGUGGACACUCGGGUUCUUCACUUCGGCAUCCUCCCUAUCCGUGUACCUGGAAUAUGCAGCAUAUUUCCCAUCUCGGUCUGGUUCCGAAGUCGCAUACCUGGAACAAGCAUAUCCUCGCCCAAAGUGGUUCUUUCCGACAGCUUUUGCGACCCAGAAUGUCAUCCUGUCCUUCAGUUCUGGUAAUUCGGUCGUCAUGGCCAAUUAUUUGUUCAAGAUCGGCGACUAUGAAGCUAAGGACUGGGAGACGAAGGGACUCGCAGUCGCCUGCUACACUUUAGCCGUGGCAACUGUCUUGUUUAAUACCAAAUGGUCCUAUCGAAUCAGCAACGUGAUUGGUGGGAUCAAGCUUAUUACCUUGAUUUUCAUCGCCAUUGUCGGACUGGUCGUGAUCGGAGGUCACACUAGUGUUGAGAACCCGACAGCGCAAUUCCAAAACGCUUUCGAGGGGGAUGCAUCUGCAUACGGCGUAACCAACGCUAUGUACAAGAUCAUCUUUGCAUAUGCGGGAUAUGAGAACGCCUUCAAUGUGGUCAAUGAGGUCAAGAACCCGGUCAAGAGCAUCCGCAACAAUGGAUUUGCCGCAGUGUUGGUCGUUACGAUUCUCUACAUCCUGGCCAACGUUGCAUACUUUUCUGCAAUUCCCAAGGACGAGAUCAUCGCAGGCAGGACUAUCGCUGCUGGACUGCUGUUCACAAAAGUGUUCGGCGACCAUGGUGCUGUGAGAGGUCUCAACUUUCUCAUCGCACUCAGCUCAUUCGGAAAUCUGCUCACUGUCUUGAUCGGAUCAUCGCGGAUGAUUCGAGAGUGCGGACGUCAAGGAGUGCUUCCAUGGCCAAAGUUCUGGGCUUCAACCAAGCCAUUCGGCACCCCGGCUGGACCAUACUUUGUCAAAUGGGCUCUUACGGUGCUCGUCAUCUUGGCUGUUCCUGCUGGAGACGCGUUCUCAUUCAUUACCGACUUGCAGGUCUAUCCUUCGUCGUGUUUCAACUUGGCAAUGGCUCUUGGUCUCUACAUCCUGCGUUAUCGCCGGAAGAAGCUGGGUCUCCCGAGGGCAUCCUUCCGCGUCUGGGAUGUAGUGCUGGUGUUCAACAUCUGCGUCCAGUUGUACCUCAUCAUCAUGCCAUGGUAUCCACCAGAUGGAGGUGCCACCGGAGGAGAUGUCAGUUUCUGGUACGGAACGUACAUUGUGGUGGGCAUCGCGAUAUUGCUCAUUUGUGCGUUGUACUAUGUUGUCUGGAUCAUCUGGAUCCCCAAGGUCAAGAAAUACGAAGUGCGACAAGAAAUUAUCGAUCUCGGCGAUGGUGCACAAUCGCAUGUAUUGGUGAAGGUGCCGUAUGAUCAAGUUGAGGAGUGGGAUGCCGUACACGAUGCGACUGGACGCAAGUUCGACCACGCCCAGCUGAGCGAGUCGAGCUCGCAGGACGAGAAGAUUACUGUGCAUCCAGAAGCAAAGGGUGUACAGAACUUUGCAUAG